AAAACCUGUUAAUAAGUUAAGUGAAAUGGUCUCUAGUGAGGAAGAACCGGAGGUUAAAACGAGUGAUCCGUUAACAUGGGACGUCGAUAUGGAAAUACAAUUGUUUUAUGCGAUGGCUAACCACAAGCCGGUUGGCAUAAACAAACAUUUCCACAUGGCGUGUAUUUGGGAAAAGCUCUCAAAUUCUAUAACUAAAGAAAUAUCUACCCAAGAUAUAUGGAAGCAUUUAGAAAGUCUGUAUGAUUUAAAUUUAUUGGAAGACACUGAGCCAAUACCAUUUCCGAAUCAUGAAACACCGUUUAGUUUACCAGAGACUGAAUUCGGAUCACUAAUGAAACAGAAGUGUAAGGAGGCUAUAUUAGCGGACGAUAGUGAAGAUGGGAGGAGUCCUUCACCUAAGCCUUCAACACCUAGAAGCAGUUCUAGGGGCACUGCGUCUAAAGAUAGUACACCCAAAGGCAGCCGUAAGGACAGUGUGAGCGCACUGGCCACUAAAACACGCAAAGAGAGUGGCAGUUCCCAUGCCUCGACUGAUACUCCCAGCAUCAAGUCGGAAAAAGAUUAUGACCGUAGGAGAGAUUCUCGGGACUCAAACGCGUCUGGCCCGCGCGACAGUUCGAGCAGUAGAAAGUCAACAUCACAGAGAGAAAAGGUUCCAAAGACCAAAGUUAGCUCAGUAGCAGCAUGGGACUCUCCACUAAUAGACGAAGAUGGCGGAUCGCGACGUGGACGUAGAAGAGCGAAUACCUCAACACCUCCUGCGACAACUCCCGCCAAGCGCAGGCGCACUUGACAAACACACCCACACACGUACCGCCAUUUCUUCUGACACACACAACCACGCCCCUGGUGGGAACUUAGACCUCACUCAGGGCGAUCAAGAAGACCCCACGCCGUUGAUGUAUUUUUCUCAUGAAUGGUGUGAAAAUAUUGUGUGAACAGACAUUUCAAAUUGCAUUUGA
Spodoptera exigua (beet armyworm) is the source of this 962-nucleotide messenger RNA. NCBI's taxonomy places the organism in Eukaryota, Metazoa, Arthropoda, Insecta, Lepidoptera, Noctuidae. The record is from the annotation of a GenBank genome assembly.